Sphenostylis stenocarpa is the source of this 207-nucleotide messenger RNA. The record is from the annotation of a GenBank genome assembly. Lineage: Eukaryota; Viridiplantae; Streptophyta; Magnoliopsida; Fabales; Fabaceae.
AUGGCACUGGAACUUGCCCAAUAUUUGACGUAUAAGUUUUUAAGGGCAGUGAUUAUACAUAUCUUUGAGAAAUUUAUAUUGUUUCCUAGAGAACUUGACCAAUACUAUGCGGAUAAAUAUUUAAGGACAAUGGCGAUUAUACUCAAGAAAGAUCCUGAUAUAGCUACUGAUAUAGAGGGUGCUGGUGCCAUGCUUUAUGGUGUCUAG